Poecilia reticulata (guppy) is the source of this 2292-nucleotide messenger RNA. RefSeq names its product spermatogenesis associated 6 (gene spata6). Lineage: Eukaryota; Metazoa; Chordata; Actinopteri; Cyprinodontiformes; Poeciliidae. The record is from RefSeq and is a predicted model, not a curated record. Gene Ontology annotation, biological process: spermatogenesis. Gene Ontology annotation, molecular function: myosin light chain binding. Gene Ontology annotation, cellular component: sperm head-tail coupling apparatus.
UGUGUAAACAGCGACACGUGAAUUAGAAAGACACUGUAGUAAUUAGCAGGACCUUCCGGCAGACAACCAAUCAGAAUGAGAGGUUGUGUGAAUAUUCAUGAGGUCCUGCUAUUACACAAACCUGCCAUAGGGGGCGCUGUGGUGAUACACAGAUUAUACACAAAAUCAGGUUUAUGUGUAUUAACCGGACAUCUCGUUUUUUUUGCAUUUUUGGGGUUAUUAGACCAAUAGAAACCUUUCUACGCUUUUAGAUUUUUGUCAAAAUUAGCAGGACACCGCUCCUGUCCCGUUAAUUCAAAAUGUCCUGCUAGUGUUGUGUGUAUUCUGACGAAAUGUCCUGCUAAACCACAUUUACCAACGCACACACACACACACACACACACACCAUUUUUCCAAUGUGCACUACUUUGUUUCACUUCCAAUCCAGAAAAAUGCAUUGAAUACUGUGGUUGUAAAUUCAAUUGACAAAAUGUGAAGUGCAAGGGACAUAAACACUUUAGCAAUUCACUGACCUUUAAAUAGAAUUAUAAAUAUAUAUCUGUUUGACUCGCAAAGAUGAAUAAAGGGUAUUCAACUUUUGCAGCUAUCCAAAACGUAUGAUGCACGAUCAUUUUUGCCAUAAUUUUACUUCCUCCUCGGUUGUUUUAGGCAAGCAGGUAUUAGUUUGAGUUUUACUUUAUUGUUGGUAAAUACAAGACAUCCUAAUAAGACCGCAAAGAGAUGAUCGAUUAUUAGGAUAUUCGGUGCCAAUCCCAGCUGUUAUACCGGGAGACACAUUCAGUGAUUGUUUGAGAAAGCAACAAAGUGUUCUGAUUUGCUACUUUGUGGUCACGUGACCCCACAUCCGCUCUGUGGCUGUUGCUGUUAUGACAACGAAGUUUGGAUGGAGCAGAUGAAUGGUAGCGACGGAGAAGAUGGUCAACUCUCGCAAAAAGCAGCCAAAGUCCCUCCGAUGUACAGUGUAUCUAGACAUUGGGAAAGUCACAUGCCCAGGACUCCUCCUUAAAAAAAAGUAUAGCAUCUAUAUCAGUGUGCGUAUAAUGGGCCAGUACAAGAAGACUACAUGUUUGCCUCCUGUUUUCCCUCUCGUGUUCAAUCACAGAAUGGUUUUUGUCAAGAAUUUCUCUGGCAUUUUUGACCCUGCUGAUGUAGCUGACAACCUCGAAGCUGACACCACAGUUUUUGAGCUGAUUCAGUUGGUCCCUCCAGAGGGGUAUAUUCUUGCCACAGCGGAAGAAUGCAGCAGAACUUUCCUGUAUCCGGGUCCCAUCCUGGCUUCCGCAGAAGAACCUGCAAAAAGAGAUAUGAUGAUGAAGAGAACCUCCUUGUUUCCUGGAAUCUCCCCGAAAGUGGAGUUUGCGACGACGUCAGUCAUAGAGGAGAGUGAUUGGAGAGACAGCUGGGCUCCUUCGCCUACUUGUCGUGUUUCUCCUUUGAGGCCGUGCAUAACCCCGCCUCCGCAAAGACCAACAGAGAGGUUUUCACCGCAAAGCAAAGCAUACGGUGUUGAUCCAGACUGCGUCGUGGUCAAAGACGACUCUACUCCUCAAACAAACAAGACGGACAGGAAACGGGGAGCUUCUGAGGACGCCGGGUACCAACGGCCUACAGUUUCCUCCAGGGCACGAACUCUGUCUCCUUACACGCACCGCAGGAUGUGCGAGCUGACCGAGGAGAGCAGGCAGCGGAUGAGCCACCUCAACCUGGGGCCUCACCACUUUCGCAAGUCAACGGAGAAGCAGCCGCCCUUUUUGGUCCCUCGUCACAGUGAAGUCACUGGGAUGGGAUCACCGAACUGCAGCAUGUAUCAAAGCACCGCCAGUUUUUCAGCUGAUCACACAGAUGAUUUUCUCUAUGGAAGCAACAGACAAAGAACAGAGCAGAUGGAAUUGGCUUCAGCCAGGCUCCAGGCGUCUCCGGAGACACAUUCCCGACAUGAACCCGAGAUCAAAGGCCCAGGCUGGACCGAGCUGCGGCGGACCCGGUCCGUCUCAGCUUGGUCCGGCCUGGCAGUGACAGAAUCAGGGAGGCUUCUGAAUGUCAGCAGCUGCUCCCUCAGAGACCGACUUCAGACUCGUCCAUCCUAUGGGGAACAGAUCCACGACCGGAUCCAGAAGAUUCUGCAGACGCACAGAGUCGCCUAUGAGCACAGAUAUAGCUGUAACUUUUAAUCCACUGCAUGAGUGUUUAUACAGCAAAACCUAGAUGUUAAUUCUAAUGCAUCCAGUGUUUUUCCUCUAAAUUGUAUGUCAAGGGACAGCAGAGCUAUAUAUAAAUAUAUAUUAGUAAGGA